Quercus lobata is the source of this 2200-nucleotide messenger RNA. Its product is annotated as serine/threonine-protein kinase-like protein CCR4. Bases 195 to 1898 code for a protein of 567 amino acids. The record is from RefSeq and is a predicted model, not a curated record. Gene Ontology annotation, biological process: protein phosphorylation. NCBI's taxonomy places the organism in Eukaryota, Viridiplantae, Streptophyta, Magnoliopsida, Fagales, Fagaceae. Gene Ontology annotation, molecular function: ATP binding; protein kinase activity. The transcript is spliced from 2 exons.
CCAAAUGCAGGGAAACUUCCUCUUCUUAUUUUUAUUUCUUCUAUAAAGUGAACUUGACCCUUGUUCUAGUCAGUCGCCCAUAGGAACGCGAGAGUCUAUGAGAAAGUAUCUUCGCUGAAACUUCCAAAUUCUUAUAAAUUAUGAAUACCAACCCACCAUUUUGAUAUGCAAUCUCUCUCUCCCCCAAUUCAGUUAUGUCAAUUUCCCAUAAUUUUUUGUCCAAUAUCAAUAUGGGGAAGCACCAAGUUGAUCCAAAAUUUGUUGCCAACAACUCGGACCCUGGUAGUCCUACAAUCAGUGAAGAAAGAAGUCAAUCACUAGUAGACUACUCAUUUUUCCCAUCAGACAAGUCGGAGUUUGGUAGUUGCAGUCGGAUAUGGAAUGAAACAAAUCCAGACGACUUCUCUGUCUCCAUUUCAACACUAUUCCCAGCCAACAACUCUAACAGUGACGCUAAUUCAGAUUCAAAUGAAACACCUCCAAGAUUAUGUCAUUAUUCCAAUUCCAUAGUAUCAUUCUUCUCACCUGCCAGGUCUCAAACAGACAGUAGUUCCGAAAAUUAUGAGAUAAUAAUUCCAAAUCCUUCCAUUACAACACCCUCCUCAUUUUCUCACUUUUUUCCACUACCUAAUGGACAAACAAGUCUUUCCAUUCCGUUAAUCUUCCCACCCACCAUGACUGAGACUGAAACAGAAGAAAGUUGUUCAGAAUCUAACAAAACACCUCGUGCAGAAGCACAAUUCUCUUGUUCCAUAGUGUCACUCUUCCCACCAGCCAGGUCUCAAACAGACAGUAGUAGUUGUGAAAAUUAUGAAAUAAUUCCCACUGAUCAUUCCAUAUCAGCAAGCCCUAAACGAACAAUCCGAACAGCUAUCUUCAAACACUUGACUGAGUUUCUUAAGCCAAAAAGCAAUAAUAGUCUAAAAUUCUCUCAUACCAAAAAAAAUUCCAUACUGUCAGCGUUUUCCGCAGCCAUAGACUUGAUCAAUAUUAUUCAUAGCAAACAAUUUCCUUUGCAAAUGCUACUUAAAGCCACUAACAACUUCUCAAAAGAUAACAAGAUUGAAACACGUAGCUCUGGUUCCGCCUACCGUGCCAUUUUAAGUGAUGGCCGAGAAGUGGCCGUUAAGCGCAAGGACAAUGACCAUGCUUUCCAAUGUGAAUUGAAAACUUUGUCCCGCCUCAAUCACAGUAAUCUUAUUCGCUUGUUGGGAUAUUGUAAGGAUAGAAACGUACGCAUAUUGGUCUACAAGUACAUGAAAAAUGGGACCCUUUAUGAUCAUCUUCAUGAGCUAAAAAGUACUCCUCUAAUGUCAUGGGCAACUCGGAUUAAGGUGGCACUAGACGCAGCUAGAGGCAUUGAGUACCUACACGUGUAUGCAGUACCACCAAUCAUACACCGCAAUAUCAAGUCGUCUAACAUAUUACUAGAUGCCACAUGGACUGCAAAGGUGUCUGAUUUCAGCCUAUCUGAGGAGGCUCCAGAUGAUGAAAAGUCACACCAUUGGUCUGAUGACAAUUAUCCGGUGGUGGGCACCAUUGGUUACAUGGACCCCGAGUACUUUGUUCUUCAAAAGUUGUCGACCAAAAUUGAUGUGUACAGCUUUGGAGUAGUAUUGCUAGAAAUGUUGUCUGGGUACAAGGCAGUUCAUUACCUUGAAAAUGGUGAGCGUCGGACUUUAGUUGAUUUUGUAGUGCCAUACAUUGUCCGGCAUGAAAUUCACAAGGUUUUGGACCCAAAAGUAGCACCACCUACCCCAUUUGAAAUGGAGGCACUAGCAUAUGUUGGGUUCCUAGCAUUGGUUUGUGUAAGUCUAAGAGGUCAAGAUCGCCCCUCAAUGACUGAGAUUGUAAAUAGCCUAAAAAGUGCUUUGGACACCUGUAGAUCUGAAUGGUGAAGAGUGCUCAUUUAAUGGUGCCACCUUAUACGACUGACAUGUUCUAUCAUCGAAAAUUUAUUCUGCUUAGAUUUCAGGCAUCUAAAGGAUGAGUGAAGAAAAGAUACUUGCGGAUUCCCCACCAAUUUAACUUUCUUUACUCAUUUUAGAAGAAAAAUUAAAAAUUCUAGAAAACGUACUUGUAUUCUUUCUUGUAAGAUCUGGACAAAAUUGUGCUGCCCAACUAAAACCCACAUAUUCUUCUUGUGUGGUAAUUAAAUUACUGUGAAGCUUGUGUACCCCCCACGGCCCAUGCCACUGGA